Molecule: messenger RNA, 1969 nt
Organism: Ciona intestinalis (vase tunicate)
Lineage: Eukaryota; Metazoa; Chordata; Ascidiacea; Phlebobranchia; Cionidae
Product: ras-related protein ORAB-1
Molecular function (GO): GTPase activity; GTP binding
Source: RefSeq, a predicted model, not a curated record
UUCAGAAUAUCUUCCUAAUAAAGAGUGAUUGAGAUUUCACAACUUUAGCAAAACAAAGCUUAACAAUAAUAAUGGUUGUUUUUAACUUGUUUGUGAAUGUGAUGUCAAAAGCAUUUAUUCUAUAUUUCUAUGUCGCAACGAGUUGUCCUCUAUAGUAAUAAAAUUGAGUAGGCUAUAUAAACUCAAAACAAUAACUUUAUCCAAGUGGAAUGAAUGUAGGAUAUUUCAUAUUUGUUUUAAUAUCUGGUUGCCUGUUUACUUUGGCAAGAUCAAUUUUAAUUAAGUUACAUUCACCUUUGUUUGGAUUCUUCAGUGAGAUUUUAUUGUAUAUGUUUGAGGUCCUUAUGGAAAAUGGUAUGGCGUGCCAGGCUAACUUGCAUGUACUUCAGGCUUGACCUAUUCUAUUACCUCAACAACCAAUUACUGACUCUCUACCACUAACUUUAUCCAUUCUUCUUCAACACCAAUUUACCAUUUAUAUAUAUAUGAUUGUUUUCCAGUUGAUCUGUGUAUAUUGCGAUACUGUUAUCUUCUGUAUUUAACUUUGCUGCUGUUAUUUUACGCGAAAUAUUAAGACGUCUGUUGUAAAGUGAGUUGGAAGCAAAUCAGGAGAUGACAAUGAAUCCUGAAUAUGACUACCUGUUUAAACUUCUCUUGAUUGGAGACUCGGGUGUUGGAAAGUCAUGUUUAUUGUUGAGAUUCGCUGACGACACAUACACAGAGAGUUACAUAAGUACCAUCGGUGUCGACUUUAAAAUAAGAACCAUUGAACUUGAUGGGAAAACUAUAAAGUUACAAAUCUGGGACACAGCGGGUCAAGAAAGAUUUCGAACGAUUACCUCAAGUUACUACAGAGGUGCACACGGGAUUAUUGUUGUCUAUGAUGUAACAGACCAGGAAUCUUUCAACAAUGUAAAGCAAUGGUUACAAGAAAUCGACCGCUAUGCGAGUGAAAAUGUAAAUAAAUUACUUGUCGGAAACAAAUGUGACUUAACCACAAAGAAAGUAGUGGAUUAUACGACUGCUAAGGAAUAUGCCGAUACUUUAAAAAUUCCGUUCCUUGAGACGAGCGCAAAGACAGCGAAUAACGUUGAACAAGCCUUCAUGACAAUGGCUGCUGAGAUAAAGAAUCGAAUGGGACCCGGUACUGCUGCUUCACCUGGACAAAGCAACAAAGUUGAUAUUUCCAGCAAACCUGUUGACGGCAAGCAAGGAGGGUGUUGUUAAAUGUGUUGUCCUUAUGUUGCAUUACCACAGUGUCAUUCCUCAACCCGGUCGCUUAGAUUAGUAUUCAACAUUCAUUUAAUUACCUACUUUCAUUGGAAUCAACAAAAACCGACGUAUUAAUAUAAUAUAUAUGCUAUUUAUUGUUAUUAGUUUUCACACUUUGCGCUUGACAACGAUAGUCAAACUGUUGAUGGUGAUUUUAAUUAACUUCACACAUGAUCAUACUUCAUCAAUUUUAACUUGAGCCACAUAUAGAGUGUGGUUUAACAUUUGAAGCGUUCAGUAUAACAUGGUAUGCACGAAACUCCCAUGUUCAAUCUAAAUUAAACAUCUGGUUUGCUUCAUACUCUCAUUGUACAUUUUUACACUUUGUACCAUGUUCUAGGAAAUAUGGCAGCAAUACAAAUGUUACUCUAUGUUAUUCCACUUAUUUGAAGGUUUUAUCCCAUGCACAUUAUAUCAGUGGUCGUAAUUAAUAUGACAUUUCUAUAACAAAACACAUGGGCGCUAAAUAUUGUCAAUUUUGCCCUAGGUGAAAAUCUGAAUACUCUUGUGUAAAUUUUUGUGCAAAAUAUUCUAACUUUUCUGUCCUUGCUCCAAUUGAUCCUUGAUUAAAGUUAAUGUGAUAAUUGCAAAAGGCCUGUGCGGUUGUUAUUAUCGUGUGGUUACUUAGUGCUUAAACCGUAUACUAAGCCUUGUUGUAUGUGAGGAUAUUUGAAAAUAAAGUCUUUAACUUAAAAAG